CUUGUGACGCUUCUCAACGGCUCUUGAACGCAACUCCUCCCCAACGAGCGCAUGCCCCCCGUUGUUACCAGCAAACCGCGCAGAAGAUUGACAGCAACUUGAUUCAUUUGACGCAAACCUUGUCGCGUGGAAACACGAAGCAUUUAUAAACUUUUCAGCUUAUGCAGGUGAGCGACAGUAACACAACACGCAGAGGUGGCAGCCAAAAGUUAGAGUAAGUUGAUAGCUAGCAUUUUUCGCUUUCACUUUCUCCCAUGACAACGACCCCCCUCAGCUCAUUAAUUUCUCAUUAGCUUGGUUAAUUAAACGUCAACUUAACGUUAGCUGACAGAGCGACAUCCGGAGAUGAGUGAAGGACGUUUAAGGACGUCUCGAUAGUUCGUUAUUGUUCAGCAAAUAUCCCACCUGGAAGAGUUGCGACAUGCCAGACGUUAAACCCCACACAUUACCAUCCAUGGAAGGACUAGCUAGUCAGCAAGCAGACCUUCAGGCUGUCUGCACUGGUAGACGUCGGACUUGUGCUUUACUGAACACUCCCUCACCAUGUGCCAGCAGUGCUAUCUGCCAUAUCCAAGACAUAAGGAGUCGAUUAAAAAUCUGGUUUCAGAAGCCUAGAAUAUGUCGACCAGAGAUUGAUCCAGAUAAUCCCCAAAACAGCGAAACCGUAAGACUUCAGGGACUCUCUUUGAAAGUCUUAGAUUCUGAUUCUACAGACUUGUAUGUUGAAGGGAUAGCGAUUACUGCAAGAGGUUAUCAAAAAUCACCUCUACAGAAGAAAAUAGAAGAUGUCCUCUCUGAAGUCAUGCAUCUGGUUGAGCGUUUGGAGGCUGAUCGUCAGUUUGCAGAGGAAGCUCUGCAGAAAGAGAAGAGAAUACGAAGCGCCUUAGUGAGCAAAACUGACGGUAUUUCACUGUGGAAGCUAUCCGAGCAUCCCGCAAUUAUUCAGAAAGAGCACGAGGCUUGCAGUAGAGACAUCGCUGAGUUGAAAUGGCAGCUUAAACUGGAAAAUCAGAAAGUUGACGAGGUCCAGGAGAAAUUGUUGCAGGCUGAACUGCUCAACCAGAAAUUACAAGAAGAUAUUGAGUUUGCCAGAAACCAAAUCCCCAUUGUAACAGAAAACAUUGACCGCCAGAAAGGCGUUAUACAUCUACUUGGAAUUGCCCAAGCUGAGGCUGACGACAUUCAAGCAAGCACAAAACAAGAUCUCCUCCAGAUUGAGAUGGAGCUUAGAAAGAUGGAAACUGAAGCCGACUUAGAAAGGAUGGCACAUGAGCACAGACAUGAGGAAAAAUUACACGAGCUAGAUGACAGAUUGAAAGAAUUAAACAGGUUGAAGAUGCAUAAGAAAAAUCUGCUUACUGGGAUCAAGAAAACAAAAGAAACUAUCCUUCAUAAAGAAAAGAAGCAGAGAGAGCUUGUUACUCGACUCCCUGAAAUUGCUAAGCUUGAGAAAAUGGAAGAAGACAAAAUUUCACAUCUCAAUCUUGAAAUUGAGAAUAAAGUAAAAAUAAAUCAACAACUUGGAGGCAAACUAAUGUCAAUAAAAGCAAAAUAUGAAACAAGGAAUUCCAUAUGCAAAGCAGAACUUACCUUUACAACGGCACAUCUUCAUUCAAGAAAUGAAGCUCUUGAAGCCUUAUUGAAAGAAAAUAAGGAUUAUGAACAGAAGAUUGAUGACUACAAGACGAAAAUUUGUAAGAGCGAAAAAGAUGUGAAGCAGAUGCGUGCAGAGACGAAACUGAUGCUCCAGAAAAUCACUGACGAUGACGAGCAUUGGGAAAAGGCCAAGGAGGAAUUGACUGAGGUUACAGAGCAGAAUAGUAACGCAAAGGCUAAACUGGACUUUCAGGAGAGUCUUAUCGUCAAGGAGGACCAUGACGCCAUGAUAUUUAUUGAGAGUCUGAGAAAAGAACUGACUCACCGCCUGAGUACUAUAGAGAAUCUAAAGAGGCAGGUUGCAGAAAUCAAUUUGGAACUAAAGGAACAUGAAGAACGUUCACAACUCACCAAUCGAGGACUGCAGAAAGAAUUUGAUGAAUCAUACUCUGCAACACAAGCUCUGGAGGCUAAAGUGAAGAGAAUGAAGGAACUGGUAGAAAACUUUGAAAAGAUUCAAAGUGAACAUGAAGAGGCAUUAGCCGACCUAGAGAAGGACACCAGGUUGAAAAGGGACCAGCUUAAAGCUGCUACGGAUUUACAUGGUGGCACCUUAAAGAGAAUUAAAGAUAAUAAUGCUAGGUGUACUGUUCUUAUGAAUAAAAGUAAAGAAUACCAAGAGUCUUCUCAUGAAAUGGAAAAAUAUACUGAAGAUAUUCCAAAAAUCAUAGCAGAGCUUGAAAAAGAUUUAGAUGUGGUGGACUUCAAAAACAAAUCAGCUGCUCACACCGUGAGCACCUUGCAGUCAGAUAUUAAUAACUGGCAGCUCCGAACGCAGCGACUCGAGAGGACAAGCUUGGCUCAUCUCAAAGAAAGAAGAAAACUAGCGCAAGACACAAAGGGACUCCUGGAGGUUGAACGUGCUGAAAACGAACGACUAGCAAUCGAGUAUAAAGGUCUGAAGAAGAUGCUUUUGGAAGCCAGGCAGGAGUCAGUAUCUGUACUGAGAGUGAAAAACCAUGCACAUAAAAGGUGUAGCUAUUACACAGAGCUCUCUUUGUUGCAGAAGAGGAUGCACAAGGUUUUGGUAAAAUACUUAGAACAACGCAGCCUCCGCUUCUUGGUUGACCUGGAAGAGUGCCAGACUGUUGCCCGAAAAACUUCCCAGAAAAUAACAACUGCCCAGGGAAAGUUGUCGAAAGAAAUUCAGCUUCUCUCAGCGUUUCUACAGUCUGUCAGAGAGAGCUCUACCACCACCAAAAACGCUGAGAAGAGCAAGCAAACCAGUCCAGAUGCUUCUGAAGUGAAUGAGCAGAAACCUCCAGUUCAAGUAGCAGUGUAAUUGGACAUUCACCUGUACGAGACAACUUACUUACCCUAGCAUGCUUCACUAUCUCCCCCCCCCUCUUCACUUGCAGCAAAUCCAUAACAAUGAAACAGGUGACUUUCAUGCUGCUGUCAGGACUGAUCUAAUUUUAGCUGGGUGAAUGAUUGCAAUUGGCUUUGCCUCAUCAGAUAAUUAAUCUAUGUCACCAUUAAUUGGAAAAGAGAAUAAUUACAGGCAGUGUUGACAGAAAUUCUACGCUUCUCCAGAUUUCAAGAUCUAAUUACAACUAGUGAAACCUCGUGACCUUAAGUAGCACUUAGUGCACUUUGGCCACUUUGACCACGUCCAUGUGACCACCGUCUUGAGGAAAGCACCCUGUUUUUGUUACGGUACCCCGCUCUCCUCCGAUGUCUUCACCCACUGAAAGCUGUCUCCCUCAAUCACUUUUCAAUAUUCAAUCUUAAUUUUGUGGAAGUUUAGCAUUUUCAAUGAGCUGGAGAUGAAUGAUUAAUGAAUAAAUUUAAAUGCUUCAUUUUG
Molecule: messenger RNA, 3460 nt
Organism: Xiphophorus couchianus (Monterrey platyfish)
Lineage: Eukaryota; Metazoa; Chordata; Actinopteri; Cyprinodontiformes; Poeciliidae
Gene: ccdc178
Product: coiled-coil domain containing 178
Exons: 20
Coding region: 422-2938 (838 amino acids)
Source: RefSeq, a predicted model, not a curated record